Molecule: messenger RNA, 507 nt
Organism: Hyaloperonospora brassicae
Lineage: Eukaryota; Oomycota; Peronosporomycetes; Peronosporales; Peronosporaceae
Source: the annotation of a GenBank genome assembly
AUGAAAACCUCUGCUCUCGUGCUCGCACUCGCUGGUGCAAGUGCCCCUUUUGUCGCAGCGGAAGACUGCACAGCGGAUGACCUCAAGGCGAUCGCGAGCGCCUACAGUACGGCAUUGGAUGGAUCGUGUCCCGACUUGGCAAAGAUGACGGAAGGGACCGAAUAUUGCAAGUCCACCGACUGCCUCCAGUUCCUGUCCGACAUGAUCGAGAAGCUGCCCGACUGCUCGACCAGCGGCGUGAACGUCCAGAAAAGCGUCCAAGCGGCGGUGACCAUCUGCGAGACUGGAAGCGCUGACACUUCGGGGAUUAUCACAAACUCGACGUCGAAUUCGACGUCGGGCCUAAAGGAUUCAGCGGCCUCGUCUUCUGCGGCCUCGAAGACGAGCGACAACGCUACUGGUGAUACGUCUGCGUCUGCUUCGGCCACGUCGUCUGCAACGCUAUCGUCGUUGGCGGUCGCUAUCUCAAGCGCUUCGGUUGCAGUGAUCCUUUUUGCAGUGCUGUAG